Calliphora vicina (urban bluebottle blowfly) is the source of this 3906-nucleotide messenger RNA. RefSeq names its product Nicastrin (gene Nct). The transcript has 7 exons. Gene Ontology annotation, biological process: protein processing; Notch receptor processing. Gene Ontology annotation, cellular component: plasma membrane. Bases 131 to 2293 code for a protein of 720 amino acids. The record is from RefSeq and is a predicted model, not a curated record. Lineage: Eukaryota; Metazoa; Arthropoda; Insecta; Diptera; Calliphoridae.
CUCUUCGUUGUUGUUUGUUGUAUAUUUUUUAAGUUGAUUUUGCAAAAAGAAAAACAAUUUAUUAACAAUUAAAUUAAGCUAAAAAUUAUUAAUUUAAAUUAGUUAAUUAAGUUGAAAAAUACACGUAGCUAUGGAGCUACAUUUAAACAAGGCUGUAAAUUGGUGUUUAAUCAUUUACAUUUUGUUGCAAACAAAGACAAUUGAAGUAUCCUGCAAACGUUUACAUGAGAAAAUCUAUGAAUCCUUUUUUGGCGGCACUUGUUUUAGACGUUUAAAUGGCACCCACCAAACAGGCUGUUCUUCCGCUGAAUCUGGUUCUGUAGGAGCUUUGCAUUAUGUUAGCGAUAAAAGUCAAUUAGAUUUUCUACUGACAUCCCCACCAGCUCCACCUUAUGCCGCCAUCUUAGGUUCCGAUUAUUUCAAUCGAGAGAAUAUGAUGCGUUUAAAGCAUGAAGGUGGUCGUAACAUUACCGCCGUUCUAGUUUUAAAUAUGUUUGAUAAUUUUACUAGUGAUGGUGUGGGUUUUUCUCAUGAACUUAAAUGCCCCAACCAAUACAGUGGCAUACUGUUGCCCAAUUCUCAAGAAACUGCCACUUGUUCGGCCCAAAGACCCGAAGAUUCCUGGAAUCCUUGGGGUUCUGGUCUCCUGCAUGAGGAUUUUCCAUUUCCUAUUAUAAUCAUACCCAAUAAUGACACGGUAACCAAGUUAAUAGAAUGUUUUACCAAAUUCAAUAGUUUCGAUUAUGAGAACCAACAUUUACGCAGUCUAUGCGCUGUGGAAAUAAAAAGUUUUAUGAGUGCCGCCGUUAGUACAGAAGUGUGUUGGCGUCGUACUAAUUUCAUUAAUAAUUUAGCUCAAACACGUUACUGCGAUCCUUUGGAGGGUAAAAAUAUUUACGCUACUCUAUUUCCGCGACCAAUUGUAAGUGAAAAUGAGGUUAGCAAGGUACAUCCAAAGGAGAAAUUUAUAUUGGUCACCACGCGCAUGGAUACGACGGGGUUGUUUGAAGGUGUUUAUGGCGUUGGAGCAAAGGACUCUUUAACCGGUUAUACCGUACUCGUUAGCGUGGCCCAUACACUAUCCCGUCUCCUGGCAGAUAAAACCCUACUCAAAGACUCCAAUCUCAAUAUACUCUUUGUCAUCUUCAAUGGUGAAUCCUACGACUAUAUUGGAUCACAAAGAUUCGUUUACGAUUUGGAAAAUAAAGACUUUCCAAAGGCCAGCACACAGACCACACCCAUUACGUUUGACAACAUAGAAUUUGUUUUGGAUCUGGGCACAUUCGAUGAAAUGUCUAGCAUUAAAUUGCACACACUCAGUGAAUUUCCGUAUGCCAAAAUGAUAUUGCGCAAAUUACAGCACUAUGCCACCACACCGAAAUAUGAUUUUAAUAUAAAUUUCGAAAAUUCCAUAGGCUAUCAAAUGCCACCAACAUCGGCUCAGUCGUUUUUAAGAAAAAAUCUUUCAUUUCCAGCCGCCAUAUUAAACGCUCCGCCCACAAAUCGUUUCUAUCAUUCGGUUUACGAUGAUGGUGUCAAUUUGAAAUAUAAUUAUACAAACACUUCACUGGAUUAUACGCAACUAAUGGGUAGGGAGGAUGCUUUGAAAUAUUUCAAGACAGACGAUAUACAAAUGAAAAUACGUAAUGUAUCGGCCAUAAUUGCCAUGGCCUUGUACGAAACGCUAACGGGGAAGGAAUAUGUAGACGAUAAAUUUCCCAGUCCUGUGUUGAUUGAUGAAAUACUGUUUUGUUUUGUAAAGUCACAGAAUUGUCCAUUAUUUUUUGCGGCCUCGAAGCCGAAUAGUUUUAAGAAGUUGCCUUUAAUAGCACCGAAUCGUUACAUUAGUGUCAAUCGUGAUACUCAGGAAGCCACCAUUUGGACUUAUCGUAUAAUGGGCUAUUUAUUGUCACAAAAACUCCCCAAUGUAGCCAAAGAAAAUUGCACCAAUUUGCCUAGAUAUUGGUUUGCCGGUUACAACAAACAGGGAGAAUGUGGUGUAACCACACAAAAUUAUUCUUUAGCUUUAAGUCCAGCAUUUAUUAUAGAAGAUUACAAUUGGACUUCGGGUGAAUAUUCCACCUGGUCCGAAUCUACCUGGAGUUCUUUAAGUUCUCGUUUAUUUUUACGUCCCUCUCGUAUCCAUGAAAUUGUAACGUUAACAAUUGGUAUUGUGGUGUUAAUAUUUUCGUUUUGUUUGGUUUAUAUUAUUAGUACAAGAUCGGAAGUUCUAUUUGAAGAUCCUGGACCGAAUGCCAGUACUGAUGCGUUAACCCCACCUACGGCUUGUUAAUGCCUUAAAAUGAACACAAUACACACUGCACUACAACAACUACUAAGCAAAACUAUAAUUAUAAUUUUAUUUAUAGCAAUACUUCUAUAACAAAAAUUAUUGAGCAAAAGUUUUAUUUUUCUUAGAAAUAGAUUUUUUAUACUUUAUGCGAAUUUUUUUGCUAUUUUAAUACACAAAGUUGAAGGGGUAAGAAACAACUACUUUGACAAAUACAAUUCAAAUCUCAAAACAAUAAAUUUAAAUACUUAAAAGUUUAAGAACAACAACAACAUAAAGUGAGAGCAAAGAAAAUAGAGGAAUAUAGAAGUAAAAACAGAAAAAUGUUUCGUUAACCCCAGGUCUCCACGUAGCAAUAUUUAAUGUCGCAAUUGUCAAAUUUGAUUGUGUUCAUACAAUUUGCAAUAUGUAGACCGCAAUGGCCAUAUGUAGCAAUGCCGCAAUGAUUGGUCAACUGAUUGCUUGAGCAAUUAUUGGUAACCAAUAUGCUGUCAGUUAUAUGUUAUUUCUAUAAUUCGGUGUGAUUAAUUUAAUUUAUUUAAGUACCAAAAGUAACAAAAACAAAGAAAUUAAUAGAAAAAAUCAUUCAACCCAAAAUAUAAACAAAAUACACCUUAGUUUUUCAUGUAAAGAACGUUUUCUCCACCUAAAGUAAUCGCUGUGUUGUUGUUCUGCCGACAUUUUUGUUGCUUGUGCUUAGCAAUAAAAAUUGCUACGUGGAGACCUAGGGUAAAGAUAGUUUAACUGUUUAUCGUUUCGUAAAAUUGCCGGUUUAAACUUUAUUUAAACCCAAAGUAGCGAUAAACUUGAACUUAUUGAUUAACCCUUAAUGGCAAUUUAGUGUAAUAUUUUAAAGGGGGAUUAACUUACAAAUCAAAACUCUUCUUUUUUUAUUUAAUUUAUACUUAAUUUGAUAUAUUUUAAGGCUUUUAAAUGACAGCGUUUAAGAAAAGGAGGCAGUGGACAUUUUAAUGAAACUUUGUGUAUUAAAUUUCUUCCAUUUUAUGACAAUUGAUAUGAUUUUAUUUUAUGAUUUUAACUAAACCACUGAAAAGCAAAACAUUUCACACUCCAACAAUCCAUCCUAUUUGAUAUUUUAUUAAUUUUCUUAAGUAUUUUUCUUUUUCAUAUAAAUUAAACAAAAAAUAUAAUAAAAAAAAACUAUUCAACUAAAAUAAAACAAGUUAAAUGAACUUGUAGAAGCUCUACAGAGGUAAAUAAAAUUAAUUUUUGAGAAGUAUUAUUUAAUUUACAUGAGAAAUCUGUGGAUUUCAUAACUAAUUUUAUGAUUUUUAUUAAGAUUUUAAAGUUUUGACCAGUGGUAGAGACACUCAUUGACCAUUCGGUCCCUAACCUUCUAUAAAAAGUCUCAUAACUAAUUCUGUGUCUGUGUUCUAUUCGCUAGGGAAAGUUCUUUCUUUAAACCUAAAAUCAAAUUAAGAGUUUAUUAUGGUUGAAUAGUUUUUUUUUUUAAAUAAAUUCAUUAUAUUUAAAUACAAAUAUUUGUAAAACAAACUAAAAAAGACAUUUUUUUCUUCUAUGUACUAGCAAUUAUAAAUUAUUUAAAAAUGAAAAUUAUAAAUAAAUAUAUUUUGUUAUAAUUGUAUUAUAGUUAA